Fimicolochytrium jonesii is the source of this 1097-nucleotide messenger RNA. RefSeq lists its product as uncharacterized. The record is from RefSeq and is a predicted model, not a curated record. The annotation marks the transcript as partial. The transcript is spliced from 7 exons. NCBI's taxonomy places the organism in Eukaryota, Fungi, Chytridiomycota, Chytridiomycetes, Spizellomycetales, Powellomycetaceae.
UGAAGACGGGCAACAGCAGCAGCAGCGAGGGCUUUCACCCGUGGACAGGGUUGAACCUCCCUGCUCCCAUCCCUUUCCUUUUUCCCAGCGCACCGGGUGGACCCCUGGUGUAUGAGCCCCCGCCACCACCACCCCCGCCACCACCACCAGCUCAACGACCCCGCCCGCAGACACACGCCAGCACGAAGGUUUCCCUUCACCGAAUCCAAAAUCACAAUCAAGUCCAAAGGGAGCGCCUGACAACAUUCAUCGCCGAUGUUCACGUCCUUGCGCGCCACACCACCUUCUUUAUCAAGUACUACCUUGCUGACCAUCCUCUACACGAUUUCCCGGACAUCACCGACAAGCACAUCAGUGUGAUGUUUGAGCUGCUCAACAAUCCAGGCUACAAUGGCAAUCCGCUCAUCGGGCAAGAGUUGCGUCCAUGGGUUCAAGACUACUGUAAUGUUCACGGAUUUGCCCCCAUCCGCAUGCGAAAUUGCCAACGGACCGCAGCAUACACGGCUACGAGCAUCCUCACAAACCUCAAAGUUAACCAAGUCGUACUGCAUCUCCGUGCCGGAGUCAACCGAGCGCAGCGGCGACGCUAUUAUCAGCGUGUCCGUGCCUAUUUCAUCCGUUCGGAUCGACACAAAGAUCCUAUCCACUCAUAUCCUGGCCUUGGGCCACCAUCGCAUGGGGAAACUCACCGAUCAACGCAAGCGGGAGCUGUGGGGGCAGUUUCUCAAUGUGAAUGACAAGGUCUUCAAGGAUCGAAAGAAGCUUGGUCUCAAAUUUGAUGGGUCAAUCAGCAUAAACGGGUAUUCCGCUACCAUCCACUUCAAGAAGCCAGGGCUUCAGUAUGGCCAUCGCGCCCGGAAGCGCAGCAAGGCCCAAAUGCAGGAAGAAGUCAAACAGCUGUAUUUUGAGCACCACAUCGCCGAACUAAGGGAGGCUCCAAACAUCGUCAGCAUUGAUCCGGGCAAGCGUGACCUCUUGUUCUGUCGAGACAUCAAGAAGGAGCGGCCAUUUAGAUACACAUCCAAUCAACGGGCGGUCGAGACAAAGUCUCGGUACUUUCAACGAGACAUGACAGAGCGAAAAAUCAAUGCCGGCAU